AUGCUUCUUCACAACACAUUCAUCACGCCUCUCCUGGCCUUUGCGGCCGGCACAGCAGCAAGCGUCGCCUUCACAGCCGACAUGCCCCUCCUAGGCCCAUCCUUCAGCGCCAACUUCGAUCCCUCCGACUCCAAAGCCAUCCGCUCCGCCAAAGCAGAAUUCCCCGGCCUGAUGGAGGGCCUCUUCUCGGCGGGUACGCUCAACCGCACCGACCUGGUCUUUGCCGUCGACGUCUUUUCCGCGGCGACCAACAAGUCGCUCUUCAACUACUACCACGUCGGCGAGGGCCAGAACGUCACGCUGACGUGCGGCGAGCUCAACGACCAGACGAUUGGCCGCCUCGGCAGCGUGAGCAAGAUCUUCACCGUCUACGCAAUCCUCGCUACGGCGGGUAUGGAGGUCUUCAGCCACCCUGUGACGAGAUAUCUCCCUGAGCUCGCGGGAAACCCGUCUAGUGAUUCUCUGGAUCGCAUCGUUUGGGAGGACGUCACGGUCGGAGCUCUUGCGUCCCAGCAAGCUGGUUCCGGGGGAGCAGGAGACCUUCUACAACAACACGACAGUCUAUCCGAUUUCACCACUCCAGUGCUCUUAGAGUUUAUGCGCAAGAAGCGCCCCGUGAUCUCCCCAUUCCGAAAUGCGGUGUAUUCCGAUACAGGAUUCGCUCUCCUAGGUGUCGUACUUGAGCGCCUGUCGGGACGCUCUUACAAGGAUGCAUUGCAGCAGAGUGUCUUCAACCCAUUGGGACUCCAUAACAUGUCGACCACAGUGCCGAAUGGCACAGAUGUCAACGCCAUUAAUCGGUUGCCUCUCUCCAACACAUCUUCAUGGGGCCUGGAGAUUCCAAUUGUCACGCCAUCGGGUGGUAUUUACUCCAACGGCGCAGAUCUUCGCACCGCCGGUCUUUCCAUCUUGAACUCCGAGCUGCUCUCUGCGGCUACUACACGGGCCUGGAUGAAGCCUCUCAGCGGCACCGGAUCUCUAGUCGAGCUCGUUGGUGCGCCCUGGGAAAUAGCCCGCCUCAUGAUUCCUGUGACGCCGGGCUCGAACCGCACUCGUGUGUCGGACCUCUACACCAAAGCGGGCGGCAACGGAGACUACACUUGCAUCUUCGCCCUCUCGCCGGACCACGGCAUUGGGUACUCCAUCUUGAUUGCUGGUGCGACCGCGUCCUCGGCUCGCUGGCCCCUUCGCGACCUCGUCGGCGAGACCUUCAUUCCCGCCAUGGAGCACGCUGCGGCUCAGAAUGGCAGACGCAACUUUGCGGGAACGUUUGUCGACGAGACGGCAGAGGGAACCAACCUCACCAUAACAGUCGAUGAAGGCCGUCCCGGACUAGGCUUGGAGUCGUUUUACAUAAACGGCACCGAGAGCCGCGCAAUCCUACUCGGAGCCACCAAGCCCGCCAACAUCUCAGCACGCCUCUACCCAACCGGCCCCAACUCGUACUCACGAUCCUUGGCUUCACUGUACAAGACCAACGGGACGAUACGCCUGGCGUACCGCAUGCUCGGCCAGCCGUGGACUCCGCUCCCCCGUGCGACGGUGGAAGGCGGUAAGAAGAGCUUGUUUGAUAAUACCUUUUCCUGGAUGAACCUCGACUUUUUCGGUCCAAUGGAUGAGUUUGUCCUGGAAAUUGUUGAUGGACGGUUGGAGAGCGUGUCUAGCACGGGCGCGAAGACGGUGUUGAAACGUGUUGAUUGA
Molecule: messenger RNA, 1701 nt
Organism: Ilyonectria robusta
Lineage: Eukaryota; Fungi; Ascomycota; Sordariomycetes; Hypocreales; Nectriaceae
Product: beta-lactamase/transpeptidase-like protein
Exons: 4
Coding region: 1-1701 (566 amino acids)
Source: RefSeq, a predicted model, not a curated record